This is a messenger RNA of Epithele typhae, 255 nucleotides long. RefSeq lists its product as uncharacterized. The record is from RefSeq and is a predicted model, not a curated record. The annotation marks the transcript as partial. The transcript has 2 exons. NCBI's taxonomy places the organism in Eukaryota, Fungi, Basidiomycota, Agaricomycetes, Polyporales, Epitheliaceae.
CAUCGAGCGACGUGGGUGUCCACCGAACUUUUCUUGACCUUUCCCGCCCCUGCGAUCAAGGCGAUCAACCUCAUGCCACUGCGAAGUGACGAGACCGCUGGGCGAUUUCGCGUCUGGUUAUAUCUGGAUGACAAAGCCCCGAUACUCGUAUGGGACCGCAAAGUCGAAAACGGCUUCCCCGAAUUGAAGGUUCUUAAGCAGCGUAUACGGGAUCACGUACUACCCGGCCAAUCUCUCGGGCAUUCAGACAAAUGA